Mesitornis unicolor (brown roatelo) is the source of this 575-nucleotide messenger RNA. It is a transcript of the gene CRIP2, whose product is annotated as cysteine-rich protein 2. The annotation marks the transcript as partial. Lineage: Eukaryota; Metazoa; Chordata; Aves; Mesitornithiformes; Mesitornithidae. The transcript is spliced from 7 exons. The record is from RefSeq and is a predicted model, not a curated record.
CUGAGAAGGUGUCCUCCCUGGGCAAGGACUGGCACAAAUUCUGCCUGAAGUGCGAGCGCUGCAACAAGACCCUGACCCCGGGCGGGCACGCUGAGCAUGAUGGGAAGCCCUUCUGCCACAAGCCCUGCUACGCCACGCUGUUCGGCCCCAAAGGGGUGAACAUUGGCGGCGCUGGGUCCUACAUCUAUGACAAGCCGCAGAUUGAGGGGCAGACUGCUCCAGGGCCCAUCGAGCACCCAGCGAAGGUGGAGGAGAGGAAGGUGAACGCCGCACCACCCAAGGGACCCAGCAAAGCUUCCAGCGUCACCACCUUCACUGGGGAGCCCAACAUGUGCCCGCGCUGUGGCAAGAGAGUCUACUUCGCCGAUUCACUGGGAAAGGACUGGCACCGUCCCUGCCUACGCUGCGAGCGCUGCAGUAAGACACUGACCCCAGGGGGCCAUGCUGAGCAUGACGGACAGCCGUACUGCCACAAGCCUUGCUAUGGGAUCCUCUUUGGGCCAAAGGGCGUCAACACUGGAGCUGUGGGAAGCUACAUCUACGACAAAGACCCCGAGGCAAAGAACCAGCCCUAG